UAAGCAAGCCAUAAUUCAGUAUCCACUAUCUGUAGUUCAUCAGUAGUUGAAUUCACCACUUGAAUAUGAGUCUCAAGCUUGGGGUAGAUGUAGCUGGGGCCCAUAACCUUCUUCCAAAAGAUGGUCAAGGUUCAUCAAGUGCAUUUGUUGAGCUCUUUUUUGAUGGUCAAACUUACCGUACAACAGUCAAAGAGAAAGACUUGGACCCUGUUUGGGAUGAGAGCUUUUACUUCAAUAUUUCCGAUCCUUCAAUGCUCUCAAAUUUCACACUCGACGCCUUUGUGUACAAUAAUGUCAAGGGUACCCAUUCAAGGUCGUUUUUAGGAAAAGUUUCCAUAACGGGAACUUCGUUUGUUCCAUAUUCGGACGCAGUUGUCUUGCACUACCCGUUAGAGAAACGUGGGAUCUUCUCCCGUGUGAGGGGAGAACUUGGGCUUAAAGUUUAUAUAACCGAUGACCCGACAAUAAAGUCUUCUGAACCAGUGGUACACAUGGCUCGAAACUCUGAAACAAAGCCCAAAUUGGUUCAAGAGCCCGUUAAAAGAAGUGAAGUGAGGCAUACUUUCCAUCAUCUCCCUCAUCAGACUCAGGCUCCGGCCAAUACUGCUGUUCCAGCUGCCCCACCGCCUAUGAUGCGAUACGGAUACGAGCAAAUAAAGUCCAACCCUCCACCACCGCCUCCAAAGCUAGUUCAUAUGUACUCAGACUCUGCUUCCCAGCCAGUGGACUAUGCGCUUAAGGAGACAAGCCCCUAUCUGGGAGGUGGGAGAGUUGUUGGUGGGCGGGUUAUUCAUACAGAUAAAGCUUCUUCUACAUAUGAUCUUGUUGAGAAAAUGCAUUUCUUGUUUGUACGGGUUGUGAAGGCUCGUGAUCUUCCUCACAUGGAUAUAACUGGAAGUCUUGACCCAUAUGUUGAGGUUAGGAUCGGGAACUAUAAAGGGGUCACUAGGCAUAUCGAGAAAAACCAAAACCCGAUGUGGAAUAUUGUUUUCGCGUUCUCGAGAGAGAGGAUGCAAGCUUCUGUACUUGACGUUGUGGUUAAAGAUAAGGAUCUGCUCAAAGAUGAUUUUGUGGGGUUUGUUAGGUUUGACCUCAAUGAGGUUCCGUUAAGGGUCCCACCUGAUAGCCCAUUAGCUCCACAAUGGUACCGGCUCGAGGACAAGAAAGGCGACCGGAUUAAGAGUGAGCUUAUGCUGGCAGUCUGGAUUGGGACUCAAGCUGACGAGGCAUUUCCCGAUGCAUGGCACUCAGACGCAGCCACCCCGGUUGACAGUUCAGGGGCAGCAUCAACAUUGAUUCGGUCAAAGGUUUAUCAAGCGCCUCGUCUGUGGUAUGUGCGGGUCAAUGUGGUUGAGGCUCAGGACUUGGUUCCUACCGAUAAGACUCGUUUCCCUGAUACUUAUGUAAAAGCUCACAUCGGGAACCAGGUUAUGAAGACAAAAACAGUCCAGGCCCGAUCACUUAACCCGUUGUGGAACGAGGAUCUGAUUUUUGUUGCUGCUGAGCCCUUUGAGGACCAUCUGAUCCUUACAGUUGAAGACCGCGUGGGUCCCGGAAAAGAUGAGAUUCUAGGAAGGGUGAUCAUACCAUUAAACAUGGUUGAAAAACGAGCUGAUGAUCGGAUAAUCCAUUCUCGGUGGUUUAAUUUGGAAAAGCCCGUCGCCGUUGAUGUCGAUCAGCUGAAGAAAGAUAAGUUUUCUAUGAGGAUUCAUCUCAGGAUUUGUCUUGAUGGAGGUUACCAUGUUCUUGACGAGUCAACUCACUACAGUAGCGAUCUUAGACCAACUGCAAAACAACUGUGGAAGCCGACAAUCGGAGUUUUAGAGCUGGGGAUUUUAAAUGCUGUCGGGCUGCACCCAAUGAAAACCCGAGAUGGAAGAGGGACAUCUGAUACUUAUUGUGUUGCAAAAUACGGGCAUAAGUGGGUCAGAACCCGGACCAUAGUUGACAAUUUGAGCCCAAAGUAUAAUGAGCAGUAUACAUGGGAGGUGUUUGAUACUGCAACAGUACUCACUGUCGGUGUAUUCGAUAACAGUCAGCUAGGGGACAAGGACUCAAGCAGUAAAGAUCUAAAAAUCGGAAAAGUCAGAAUCCGUAUUUCAACACUCGAGGCAGGUAGGGUUUAUACUCAUUCAUAUCCAUUACUCGUGUUGAACCCAAAAGGUGUGAAGAAAAUGGGUGAGGUCCACUUAGCUAUUAGGUUCUCGUGCACAAACUUUGUCAACAUGCUUUAUACUUACUCUCGGCCGUUGUUACCAAAAAUGCACUAUGUCCGCCCAUUCAGUGUGAUGCAACUUGACAUGUUGCGCCACCAGGCAGUCCUCAUUGUAGCAACUCGCCUGGGUCGGGCUGAGCCACCACUUCGGAAGGAGGUGGUAGAAUACAUGUCUGAUGUUGAUUCACAUCUCUGGAGUAUGCGUCGAAGCAAAGCCAAUUUUUUCCGGCUAAUGACAAUUUUUGCACCAUUAUUUGCGGUUUCAAAGUGGUUCGGUGACAUCUGUAUGUGGAGGAACCCAAUCACGACGAUCCUGGUUCACGUCCUCUUCAUUAUGCUCGUUUGCUUCCCUGAAUUGAUCUUGCCAACAGUUUUCCUCUACAUGUUCUUGAUCGGGAUUUGGAAUUUCAGAUAUCGUCCUCGUUAUCCACCCCACAUGAACACAAAAAUUUCACAAGCCGAAGGGGUGCACCCUGAUGAGCUUGAUGAGGAGUUUGACACGUUCCCAACAAGCCGAAACCCGGACCUGGUUCGGAUGAGGUAUGACCGUCUACGAAGUGUGGCAGGGAGAAUACAGACUGUGAUAGGCGACAUUGCAACCCAAGGGGAACGGAUGCAGUCACUGCUGAGCUGGAGGGACCCUCGAGCCACUGCUAUAUUCGUUACCUUCUGUUUAGUAGCAGCAAUUGUGUUAUAUGUUACACCAUUUCAGGCAAUUGCAGCCCUGAUCGGGAUCUAUAUGAUGAGGCAUCCUAGGUUCCGCCAUCGUUUGCCUUCAGUUCCCAUUAACUUCUUCAGAAGGCUGCCAGCUAGGACGGAUAGCAUGCUAUGAGAACCUCAUGUAGCUCAGCUGGAUGGAUGUUUGUUAGGCAACUGAUUGACAAAUAAGAUAUGUUGGUGUAAUCCUUGAUUUAGGUUUUGCUCUGAAGUCUAAAAACUUGAAUAUUUUGGUCCUUUAAUAAAUCUCUAUAUAAUUCUAGUA
Messenger RNA from Erigeron canadensis, 3197 nucleotides. RefSeq names its product FT-interacting protein 7. The transcript has a single exon. Lineage: Eukaryota; Viridiplantae; Streptophyta; Magnoliopsida; Asterales; Asteraceae. Bases 66 to 3047 code for a protein of 993 amino acids. The record is from RefSeq and is a predicted model, not a curated record.